Messenger RNA from Dioszegia hungarica, 1269 nucleotides. RefSeq lists its product as uncharacterized. The record is from RefSeq and is a predicted model, not a curated record. The transcript has 10 exons. Bases 1 to 1269 code for a protein of 422 amino acids. Gene Ontology annotation, cellular component: nucleus. Gene Ontology annotation, biological process: base-excision repair. Lineage: Eukaryota; Fungi; Basidiomycota; Tremellomycetes; Tremellales; Bulleribasidiaceae. Gene Ontology annotation, molecular function: DNA N-glycosylase activity; zinc ion binding; DNA-(apurinic or apyrimidinic site) endonuclease activity.
AUGCCGGAGCUUCCUGAGGUCGAAAGAGCCCGAAAGCUGAUCGCGGACAGCUGUACGGGCUACACGAUCAGGUCUGUCGAUACGACCGAGGACAAGAUCGUCUAUGCAGGGGGUAUCACCCAUGAGGACUAUGCAAAGCUCGUUGGCCGGACAAUCACAGGAUGUGAGCGCAAGGGCAAGAUAUUCUGGAUGACACUCUCCGGAGGUGGGAGACUACCAGUCAUGCACUUUGGGAUGAACGGGAUGGUCCAGAUCAAAGGUCAGGAACCGACAUGGUAUGUGCGCAGACCAAGAGAGCGGCCAAAGGAGUGGCCACCAAAAGUAAGCGAUACGCCCGCCUCGGUCAGCCAACGUCGCGCUAUGGAGCUGGACCCGCCUGCAGGCUCCAAAUCCACCGAGGUCGUACACCUUGCCUUCCUCGACUCCCGUCGACUCGCUCGACUCCGCCUCGUCCCUUCCCCCGUCUCGGACCACCCACCUGUAUCUGCCCUGGGCUUCGACCCCGUCCUUAGCAUGCCGAACCUGGAUGACUUCCUCGGCCUCCUCAAGCGCAAGAAGGGGACCAUAAAAGGUGUCAUAAUGGACCAAGCCUUCUCCGCCGGCGUCGGGAAUUGGGUAGCCGAUGAGAUUCUGUACCAAUCCCGAAUACACCCCGCCUGCCCCGUUCCCGCUCUCUCCCAGGCUGACCUCGAACGGCUCCAUCACUGGAUCCGCGAGAUCCCGCUGACCGCCGUCAAGGUGAAUGCGAUGCACGGCAAGUUUCCGGAUGAUUGGUUGUUCCGGUGGAGGUGGGGCAAAGGGAAGAAACAGGAGAGAAGGGUAAAGAAUGCGAAGGAGGACGGGAGGAUCAAGGAUGUCAAAGAAGAAGAAGGGAGUGAUUUGGAGGAGAUGGAAGAGGAGGAAGAGGCAGAGGAAGAGGCGGAAGUCAAGGGGGAGAAGGUCGUACCGAAGAGCAAGGACUUUAUGGCUUUGCCUGAUGGAUCGCCGGCUACUAUCACAUUUAUCGAAGUCGGCGGGCGUACUACAGCUGUAGUAGCCGAGAUGCAAAAGAUGCCGGAGGGGGUGGAGAUCAAGCCAAAGAUCACCAAGGGUGGGAAGGGGAGUCGGAGCAAGAAGGGCAAAGGGGAUGGCGAGGAUGGAGGAUCAUCAGUACUGACCUAUGCUGACACGCCAGGGUGGCUCGCUGACACCUCCACCGAGCGAAGCUGCCAAGCUCGCCAAAGCUCAGAUGGAUGGAGGGCCUUCGGAGGAAGAGGCAGGACCGUCUAG